GUUGCAAGUAAAAAUCGAUCAUUUAUUAAUCCAUCUACUGACUAUAAUAUGGAUUUCUACUAUAAAGGAAUAUACUGCCACCAGAGGACGUAUUCAUGUACAAUUGUAUUCAUGGUAAAUAGUCUAAUGAACUGAUCAAGUUGAUAAUCGUCCUAACAAUACUAAGAAUCAUGGAUUAUGAAUUUAAACUAAAAACUGAUACAGAUCGAACGAAAGUCGAAGAUCUUUUUGAAUUCGAAGGAUGUAAAGUUGGAAGAGGAACUUAUGGGCAUGUCUAUAAAGCUCGCAGAAAGGAAGGAGUACCAGAUAGCGAAUUAAAAUCUCGACCAGACACAAAGGAUUUUGGCCUAAAGCAGAUUGAAGGUACAGGUCUUUCAAUGUCUGCAUGUCGAGAAAUUGCAUUACUUAGGGAACUAAAACAUGUAAAUGUGAUUACGUUAAUUAGAGUUUUUCUAUCACACAUUGAUCGCAAAGUAUGGUUACUAUUUGACUUUGCUGAACAUGAUUUAUGGCAUAUAAUAAAGUUUCAUAGAGCAGCAAAGGCUAAUAAAAAACCUGUUAUGGUACCAAAGGGUAUGGUAAAAUCUUUAUUAUAUCAAAUUCUAGAUGGUAUUCAUUAUUUACAUUCCAAUUGGGUGCUUCACAGAGACUUGAAACCAGCAAAUAUCUUAGUAAUGGGAGAAGGAAAUGAAAGGGGACGUGUAAAAAUUGCAGACAUGGGUUUUGCUAGAUUAUUCAAUGCCCCAUUAAAGCCUCUUGCAGACUUGGAUCCAGUUGUAGUGACAUUUUGGUAUAGAGCACCAGAAUUGCUUUUAGGUGCUAGACAUUACACAAAAGCUAUAGAUAUCUGGGCAAUUGGGUGUAUAUUUGCGGAGCUCUUAACUUCUGAACCUAUAUUUCAUUGUAGACAAGAAGAUAUUAAGACUAGCAAUCCGUAUCAUCAUGAUCAAUUAGAUAGGAUAUUCAAUGUGAUGGGAUUUCCUUUAGAAAAGGAUUGGGAAGAUAUUAAGAAAAUGCCAGAACACCCUACAUUAUUGAAAGACUUUAAAAGAUCAAACUAUGCAAAUUGUUCUCUUACAAAGUAUAUGGAUCGACAUAAAAUUAAACCCGAUAGUAAAGCGUUUAAUCUGCUUCAAAAACUGUUAAUGAUGGAUCCAAAUAAACGAAUAACUUCCGAACAUUCUAUGCAAGAUGCUUACUUCCAAGAAGAACCAUUGCCAACGCAAGAUAUAUUUGCCGGUUGCCCUAUUCCUUAUCCGAAACGGGAAUUCUUAACGGACGACGAUACAGAAGAAAAGACUGAAAACAAAGCACGGCAAAAUCAACAACAAACUCAGCAAAAUCAGCAACAACAAGGGAACGGCGAUCAUAAUCAUGGACAAAACGCAAAGCGGGUGAGACUCAAUGGUCCUCACGGGGCUCCAGAAUUUCAUCAACAUCAGAGUCACGCAAUGACCCAUCAACAGCCUCCAGGGAUGGUUUAUUCUACAGCACAACCAACGCAACCGUCAAAUUUUCAUCAACGCUUUUAAACGAUUUCGUUUAAACGAUUGAAUUCAUUGAUAGAGCAAUUAAAUUAUCAGUUUACUGAUUUAAUCGAUUUCUGUAUCAAUGAACAGACCAGCGACUCCUGUAUAUUCACAGUACGAUAAUAUAACUUUAUUUAUAUAUUGUA
Molecule: messenger RNA, 1675 nt
Organism: Bombus pyrosoma
Lineage: Eukaryota; Metazoa; Arthropoda; Insecta; Hymenoptera; Apidae
Gene: Cdk8
Product: cyclin-dependent kinase 8
Exons: 12
Coding region: 171-1532 (453 amino acids)
Biological process (GO): protein phosphorylation
Cellular component (GO): nucleus; mediator complex
Molecular function (GO): ATP binding; RNA polymerase II CTD heptapeptide repeat kinase activity; cyclin-dependent protein serine/threonine kinase activity
Source: RefSeq, a predicted model, not a curated record